UAAUUUCAACAAGACAUCCGAGAGCUAUCUGAGAUGGCCAACAGAGGCGAGCGCAGAGAAGACGAGCGCAGGACAUCUGUGCCCGCGGGUUUGCUCGUAGACCUUGCUUUGUGCAUAGGUAUUCAAGGAAACACCAGAGCAUCUAUUGUUAUCCGGACUGCAAUGGAGGUAAUUCGCAGAGAAAAGGAAAAUUUGAAGAGGUCGAAAGCGAAGAAUUCAGAGUUGGAAGAAAAGAAUUCAGAGUUGAAAGCGAUGAAUACAGCUUUGGAAGAAAAGAAAUCAGAGUUGGAAGAAAAGAAAUCAGAGUUGGAAGAAAAGAGAUCAGAGUUGGAAGAAAAGAAAUCACAGGUGGAAGAAAAUAAAUCAGAGUUGGAAGCAAUGAAUACAGCUUUGGAAGAAAAGAAAUCAGAGUUGGAAGCAAUGAAUGCAGAGUUCCAGGCGAAACUCACGAUGAUGGAGGCUUGUGGCAAAGAGCUGGGGACGAUUUUGCGAAUCCAGGGAGAUAUAAGCCCCAAAAAGAUAUUAGACUCUGUAUCGAGGAACGCAACCUAUGUCAACCUACUAUCGACAAGCACAGCUAUGACUCAAGAACAAGAAAAGGAGAAGACGGCUAGUGCUCGUCGGAAAUCUGGAGAUCUCAAGAGACAACUUAGAGUUGCUUAUCACCAGAUGAAAUGUCUCAAAGAUGAGAACGAUAGCUUGAAACGGAGUAAAGAAGCGAUAUUCUUUGCUGAGGCAUUCCAAAACAUAUGGAAUAAUAUCCUCAGGAUGUGGGAUCAAUAUUAUAUUCGAGAAACUAGCGAAUUUAGUCUUGCUGUUUCACAUGUCUGGCAACACCUUUGCGAUAAGAUUUGGUGCCAUGAAGGGCCGCUUGAAGGCUUGCCGUCACUACCUGCCGGAGAUACUCGCUAUUAUACAACUAGCAUUCUCGCAAAAUUUCGUUCGGUCACUCAGGACAAUGGGCCGCUUGAUUCAGAUUUAGCCCAUAUUUUUUUGGAGGCAGCCAACCUUUGGGUGGACUUGCAUAAAGACAAUUUCUCUGUUCAUGUUAGUCGAGUUCUCAGGGAACUGGAUGGUGAUUCAUUCAUUUCUCCGCUUAUCGUGGUUCAAAACGAGCAUGGCCCUCUUGUGUGCUCAGGCAAUGCAUACUUUCCUAAGGCUGAGUUGAAAGAAUGUUAUUAUAAAACUUGACUCAUUAUUGUUACAUGUAUGCAACUUGAGUGGUCGAAUGUUUACAUUGAAAUGUGGAAAUACUACUAUUACUCAUGUGGAAGCCAAAAUAACG
Molecule: messenger RNA, 1285 nt
Organism: Talaromyces stipitatus ATCC 10500
Lineage: Eukaryota; Fungi; Ascomycota; Eurotiomycetes; Eurotiales; Trichocomaceae
Exons: 3
Coding region: 34-1191 (385 amino acids)
Source: RefSeq, a predicted model, not a curated record